AUCUGAUCCUUCACCCAAUUCCUGACCGAGCGAGAGCUUCGGUAGCUAUUGCAAGAUGCCAAACGUUUUUAACGUCCCAGUCUUCUUCAUUUGCUUCCGAGAGUGUUUGGAAACGAGCAUCAUCGUCUCUGUGCUUCUCGCUUUCCUCAAGCAGACCCUAGGCCCUGAGCACGAUGCUGCUGUCCACAAACGCCUCGUGCGUCAGAUUUGGUACGGUGUUGGCGCAGGUGUCUUCAUCUGUCUAAUCAUCUGCGCUGGUGUUAUCGGCACGUUUUAUACAGCCGGAAGGAACGCUUUUGAAGCGGCAGAAAACAUAUGGGAAGGAGUCUUUGCACUCCUCGCAAGCGUCAUCAUUACAGUCAUGGGCGCUGCCCUACUCCGUGUCAGCAAACUUCAAGACAAAUGGCGUGUCAAGAUUGCCAAAGUACUGGAGCAAAAGGAUUCCAAGCUGCCUAUCAAGGGCAAAUUGAAGAAGUGGAGCGAGAAGUAUGCGAUGUUCAUCUUGCCAUUCAUUACCGUGCUACGUGAGGGCAUUGAAGCAGUGCUGUUCAUUGCAGGUGUCGGACUCGGCGCGCCAGCGACAAGUUUUCCAUUCGCCGUCAUCUGUGGUCUUGGUGCAGGUGUUUUUAUUGGAUUUCUUAUCUACAAGGGCGGUAACAAGACGUCGCUACAAAUCUUCCUUGUUGUGUCCACGUGCUUUCUGUAUCUCGUGGCUGCAGGCCUGUUCUCAAAGGGUGUCUGGGAUCUUGAGCAGAAUGCGUGGGUCAAGCUUGCUGGAGAAGGCGCCGCAGAAGCUGGUACAGGACCUGGUAGCUACGACAUUAGGAAAAGUGUUUGGCAUGUCAACUGUUGUUCUCCACUAGAGAAUGGCUCAGGCGGCUGGGGAAUCUUCAACUCUUUGCUCGGGUGGCAAAACAGCGCAACCUAUGGCUCCGUCAUCUCAUACAACUUGUACUGGCUCGUAGUGAUUCUAGGCUUCCUCUUUCUCGGCUGGAAGGAGAGCAAACAAAACAUUGCCCAAGAUGCCGGGAGCACAAGCGAUACCUCCAGCGACCAAGGCGAGAUUGCAGGAAAGAAGGGCAGCAGUGAGGGCAUCACUAUCGCGACCGUAGCCCGGGAAGUUGAGUAA
Molecule: messenger RNA, 1129 nt
Organism: Pyrenophora tritici-repentis Pt-1C-BFP
Lineage: Eukaryota; Fungi; Ascomycota; Dothideomycetes; Pleosporales; Pleosporaceae
Product: FTR1, High-affinity Fe2+-Pb2+ permease
Biological process (GO): iron ion transmembrane transport
Cellular component (GO): plasma membrane; high-affinity iron permease complex
Molecular function (GO): ferrous iron transmembrane transporter activity
Source: RefSeq, a predicted model, not a curated record